AUGACUCCCGACGACGAAAUUCGCGCUGCUGCCCAAAGGGCGCAGCCUCCAAUGAACGAUCCUUCUCGCUCCCAUGAUCCUUCCAACAACCUGAAGCGGAGCGAUCCUUUCCAAUUCGGAUCCCGCUACCUUGAAAAGGGCGACGAUGUUUUCGAAUUCAACGCCUGGGACCACGUUGAGCCUGACGACGAAUUCAAAGCCUACGCAGAGGGGCAAUAUGAGAAGCAGCGCGCUGCGCCCGUAACAGACUUCGACAAGAACCGUUUCAACCAGGACCCCGCCAAGUGGUGGAACCUGUUCUACAAGAACAACACAGAGAACUUCUUCAAGGAUCGCAAGUGGCUGCGCCAGGAAUUCCCAGUUCUCGCGGAAGUCACACAGAAGGAUGCAGGCCCCCAGGUGGUUCUUGAGGUCGGUGCAGGCGCAGGUAACACUGCUUUCCCGCUGAUUCGGAACAACGAAAACGACCACCUCAAGGUGCACGCUUGUGAUUUCUCAAAGUACGCCGUUAAGGUGAUGCGUGAGAGUGAGCACUAUAACGAGAAGUACAUGGUCGCUGACGUCUGGGAUGUCGCUGCUGAGCCGGAUGAGAACGGUGAUUACCUACCUCCGGGGUUGACGGAAGGCUCUGUCGACGUUGUCAUUCUCAUUUUCAUCUUCUCUGCGUUGAACCCUGUCCAGUGGAACCGUGCUCUGCACAACGUCUACCGUGUUUUGAAGCCUGGUGGUCGUGUUCUGUUCCGGGACUACGGCCGUGGAGAUCUGGCCCAGGUCCGUUUCAAAAAGGGCCGCUACAUGGGAGAGAACUUCUAUGUUCGCGGCGACGGUACUCGCGUGUACUUUUUCGACAAGGAUCAAUUGAUCCAGAUGUGGAGCCGCUGGACUCUGGAGAAGGGCCUGCAGGUUGAUACCGAGAGCACAGCGGAGACUCUGCCUGCUGAACCUGAUGCGCCAUUCGAGGUUGUGCACAUGGGCAUUGACCGCCGAUUGCUGGUCAACCGCUCGAGCAAACUGAAGAUGUACCGCUGCUGGAUGCAGGGACAUUUCCGCAAGCGCGAGGAGGUCUCCCCUGCCACUGCUGAAGCUGCUCAGUGA
Penicillium atrosanguineum is the source of this 1095-nucleotide messenger RNA. Its product is annotated as tRNA(Thr) (cytosine(32)-N(3))-methyltransferase. The transcript has a single exon. The record is from RefSeq and is a predicted model, not a curated record. Gene Ontology annotation, molecular function: tRNA (cytidine-N3)-methyltransferase activity. NCBI's taxonomy places the organism in Eukaryota, Fungi, Ascomycota, Eurotiomycetes, Eurotiales, Aspergillaceae. The coding region runs from base 1 to 1095 and encodes 364 amino acids.